Penicillium soppii is the source of this 420-nucleotide messenger RNA. RefSeq lists its product as uncharacterized. NCBI's taxonomy places the organism in Eukaryota, Fungi, Ascomycota, Eurotiomycetes, Eurotiales, Aspergillaceae. The record is from RefSeq and is a predicted model, not a curated record. The coding region runs from base 1 to 420 and encodes 139 amino acids. The transcript is spliced from 2 exons.
AUGCACUUCACUAAGACCCUCGCCUCUGUGGCCGCUUUCAGCAUGACUGCUUAUGCCGCUCUCCCCGUUGCCAGUAUUGAGUUCCUCUCUUGGGAAUCGUGCGAUGUCGGCGCUCCCGCCCUCGGCCAGUCCAAGUUCUCUGCUGAUGUGACUGCCACCCCCGUCACCUGUGACAAGACCACCGUCAACCGUGACUGGAGCAUCGAUAACUACUCUUUCCGCGCCCGCCUUGACACCAAGGAUGCCCUGUUUUGCAGCGGUGUGGCUAUCUGGAACAACGAUGGUUGCUCCGGUAGACCCGAUCACUUCCUUCCCUUCAACUACAGCCCCAUCGCUGAGGGCGAGUGUAUCCCUGAUAUCCUUGAACCUGGCUAUGUUUCCGUCAAGCUCAUUUGCGAGGGGUAUCCCGAGGGAUUAUAG